UAAUGAUUAUCGUCAGUAUGAAUUAAUGUGAGUCGUUGAAAAUGACCGCAGAAAUUACCAAUUAUGAACACUUUCGGUGUCCCAUUUGUUUCUUUAUUUUAAUUGAACCAGUGUCAUUACCAUGUAACCACAAACUAUGUCUAGCUUGCUUCGAUAAGCAAGUUGAAGAAGUCAACUACACUUGUCCGAUUUGUCGACAUAGAAUUAGUAACUGGGCAAGAACUGUUUCUAGAGAAAACAACCUUAUUGACGAAGAGCUAUGGAAUAAAAUUCAGAAUGAGUUUCCAACGACAGUCAGCGAUCACAUUCGAAGAAAAAUAUCGCUGGGUCUUAUCUCUGCCAAAUGUCUUUGUUUAACAACUCCUUGUUCUUGUACAAUUGGCCCUAAGCACUGCACAGAUACUCCAGAAAAGAAGGCGGUGUCACAUAUAUUUGCACACCCUGGCGAAAUUUCUCGGGAGUACCAACUCGAGCUGCAAAAGGUGCGCGAAGAAUACAAACUCGAAAGACAGGAAGAAAUGAAAGCUAACGAAGAUUUCAUCCUUGCAAAUUUAACUAGUGAAAGCAAAAGAAGGAGGCUCAAAAACUUCCUUCAAUUACAACAGACUACACCUGCAGAUCAGACAACAACGGUGACAUCGAAGCUAUCAGAUCAAGGCCCGGUGCGAAGUCGAUCGGCGACAGGUGUUAGCAGUAACAACGGUGGUGAUGAAAAGAGCACAAUCUACAGGUCUCCCAGCACCAGUUCAAUUGAUUCGAUAACUCCGGAAGUACAGGGUUACCUGUUCAAGCCAAUCCAUUGUUCACCUCGCACUCCCCCUCGAAAAUUCGGGCAGUCAUCGGUGCCAAAGCAGCCCAUGAUGCCACCUUUCGUUUCUUACCCUCCAGUCAUCAGGUCAGUGCCCAGAGUCAUGGACGGCUGCGACACUAGCUCAGAGUCAUCAUUUGCGUCAUCAUGCUCCUCGAUGAGUAACUUCAGGGGUGGUCCUCCUCAGAAGUUUAGGAGGAGAUACCCCACCCGAGCUGCCACCAGAAGGGCUGUGGUGUCAAUGGGUGCCAGUGGCGUGGCAUGUGGGGGUUUGGGCAGGGAGGGUUCGACGGGAUCGAGUGCUCACAGUGGUUUCGUGUCUCCUAUCGUGGACUCCUUCAGCAACCUUGGUGCUACUUGUAACCAGUCUGGCAUGGGGGGUAACAAGGGUGGCACUCUAGUGGCCAGUAGUGACUCCCUCAUGGACCUGGUGUCUGAGUCGCUGCACCUGCACCACCAGCAACACACCCUCCACACCUCACCCGACCACACCUGUCUCUCAUCGGCAGCCGCCCUAGCCAAUCGAACGGUGGGUGGAUGUGUCGGACUUCAAGGUGUGCAAGGGGCAACAGCAAUGAACAAUCCAAGUCCCUCUCCCACCAAUACACGCAGUGGCAGGUCAUCACGUCUUGCAGCUCCUUCGACAGGUGGUCCCGGAGGAAAGAGGAAGCAGCAGCCACCAGACGAGAAAGAGAACUCGGUGGCCCCUCGUGUAGAGAUGCCUGAGUACAAGAAGCUGCGCCUCAACCCCGCUCUCUUCCAGCAGUCGUUCGAGUAUGCUCAUUUGAACAAAGACGAAUCGGCUGCAGCAGCCGCCGCCCUAGCUCUCUCUGCUUCGUCAAAUAAAUUAGACCCCUCUUUGUUCGUAAACAGUCGACGGUCAGGAGUCGAAUUUCUCUCAAUGGAGGCCUACAAGCAGUAUGUUGCAAGUAGAGAUGCACAGAUUAAACUGGAUCAGAAGUUAGCGAAAGAGCUGAGUCAGAAUAAUGAUGAGUGUGAGGCUGACGACAGCAAUUCGGGCUCAAGUUCUCCGAUAGAGGAGAGAACCUACUCAUUGAGAAAGCGAAAAGUAAACUACAGACAAUGAACAUUAAAUUAUCCCCCAAAUAUCUGCAUUGACAAUAUAAAUUAGCUUUCUCUCCUGUCCAAAUGCCUUCGGUUGUUGUUCACACCUACAGAUUUCUUACAUUAUACCUAUUUCAGUUUUUUUGAAAAAAUACGGGAAGUUUUUGAAUCUGAAGCUAUUUUUUAAGGUUGUUGGACAAGAAAGAUGAAGAAAAGCAAACGAUAAAAGAUUGGUCUUCACUUUUUAAUAUUGCGUAAUGUUUUAUUGGAUACGUAAGUAUUUUCUUUUCAUAGAGUAUUUUCGCUUUUUAUAAUUAUUCCGUUUUGAACGCAAUGAAAAUUUUGAUUUAUUUUUUAUCUUGAAUGUUAUUUGAUUCGCUUAAUUUGUUUGUUGUCGUGUAACGAAAAAUGGCAUUAUUUGGAUUCUGAUUGAUAAAUUGUUCAUUUCUGUCGUUAUGUGACUCUGCGCAAUGAGAUUAAAAUUAUGCUUGCACUGUUUAGAUUUAUUUUAGAUUAAAUGGAAAUGUUUUUGAAAUAGUGCAAUUCAAUGUCUGAAAAAUGGA
Molecule: messenger RNA, 2436 nt
Organism: Symsagittifera roscoffensis
Lineage: Eukaryota; Metazoa; Xenacoelomorpha; Acoela; Convolutidae
Exons: 8
Coding region: 42-1895 (617 amino acids)
Biological process (GO): double-strand break repair
Cellular component (GO): nucleus; site of double-strand break
Molecular function (GO): nucleosome binding; ubiquitin-protein transferase activity
Source: RefSeq, a predicted model, not a curated record